AUGUCGGCGGCACCCGAGAGCAACCCGAUCCAAUCGGGUGGUGAAAGCUCGGCCUCCAACGGCACUACCCCAGCACCAUCAACAGCUACAACCGCAACUUCGCAAUCUAGCGCCCCGGCCCAAGAUGACUCCCUUCAAUGUCGCUGGACUGGUUGCAGCGAUAAGUUUGGCUCAGCCGAAACUCUCUACGAGCACAUUUGCGAAAAGCAUGUUGGUCGCAAAUCUACAAAUAAUCUUAACUUGACUUGCCAGUGGAAUCAGUGCAAGACUACCACUGUCAAGCGAGAUCAUAUCACAUCACAUAUCCGAGUCCAUGUUCCCUUGAAGCCACACAAAUGUGACUUCUGUGGCAAGUCAUUCAAGCGUCCCCAGGAUUUAAAGAAACAUGUUAAGACACAUGCGGACGAUUCUGUCCUUGCCCGCUCACCAGACCAGCAUGGUCCAAUGAACGGAGGUUAUCGAGCUCCAGGAAAAGCUCCGUCUAGCUAUUACGAUCACAAUGGUCAAAUCCGUACUAACUCGGCCGCCUUUGGUCAGCCGCCUCAUCCUGCCGGCCAUCCAAGUAGUUACUAUCAGCACCACCCUCAAACCUCCUUUGGAGGUCCCAUGUAUUACCAACCCAUGGGCGGUCGCGGUGAUCACAUGGGCUACCAGGCCUCUGCCGCCGAAUAUGACAAUCGCAAACGUACCUACGAUGUGCUUAAUGAGUUUUUCGGCGAUGCCAAGCGUAGGCACCUUGACCCGAACUCGUACGCUCAGGUUGGACAGAGACUCUUGCCCUUACACGGAGUCCUCCCUAUUCAUUCCGGUUCCCUCGGAGCAGAGUAUCUCCCUAGUCCAGGUGUCAUGACUGUCGAUGGACCCGCUGGCCAUGGUCCGUACCAACAGCACUAUUCGUUACCCCCUAUGCCGAACGUCCGCACUAAGAGCGACCUCGUUCAGAUCGACCAGCUCCUCGAGCAGAUGCAGAGUACGGUGUAUGAAAGCUCUAACACUGCCGCCGCCGCCGGAGUCCACCAACCCGGUUCGCACUACCUCCCCUUGAACUUCCGUCACAGCCAGUCCCCGCCGCACUCUGCAGUGCCGCACCAGUCCGCCAUGGCCAAUAAUGCGUACUCGGCCGCUCACGUAGCUUCGCCUUUGACCGCCGUUUCUUCGACCCAUUCCAACGGCACUCCUGCCGUGACGCCCCCGUCGAGUUCCAUGUCCUAUACUUCCGGACAUUCCCCUAGUGCCUCUUCUACCGGUCUAUCGCCCUCAACGCGCCAUAGCUCGACCACAUCGGCGUUAUACCCGACUCUUCCUGCCGUCACAUCCGGCUACCCCGGCCAAUCUGCAACAUCAACCCUCGGUCCCACAUUUGACCCCGAUCCUCGCCGCCGUUACUCGGGCGGCAUGUUGCAGCGUGCCAGCGCCGGUACCAGACCUCACCUCGACCGCGAGCCCUCUACCACCCCUCGCGCGUCCGAGUCCGCUAUCUCGGCCGUCAGCUCGCCUUCCGCAGAAUCAGAAGCCAGCGCCGAGGCCCGCGAGGAUCAGGCCUACGAGGCGUGGCUCGAGAACGUCCGCGUCAUCGAGUACCUCCGCGAGUACGUCAUCGAUCGCAUCAAGCGCAAGGACUACGACGCUGAGUCGCCCGCAUCGGCUGCGUCAGGCGGAAGCGAGAUGGAUGUCGACUCGCCUACGAGACCGCCAAGUCAGCCGGCGUAUCCCGCGCUACCGUUGUAG
Molecule: messenger RNA, 1728 nt
Organism: Daldinia childiae
Lineage: Eukaryota; Fungi; Ascomycota; Sordariomycetes; Xylariales; Hypoxylaceae
Exons: 4
Coding region: 1-1728 (575 amino acids)
Biological process (GO): positive regulation of transcription by RNA polymerase II
Cellular component (GO): nucleus
Source: RefSeq, a predicted model, not a curated record